Messenger RNA from Trifolium pratense (red clover), 4332 nucleotides. RefSeq names its product putative disease resistance RPP13-like protein 1. The transcript has 2 exons. Gene Ontology annotation, biological process: defense response to other organism. Bases 163 to 3909 code for a protein of 1248 amino acids. NCBI's taxonomy places the organism in Eukaryota, Viridiplantae, Streptophyta, Magnoliopsida, Fabales, Fabaceae. Gene Ontology annotation, molecular function: protein binding; ADP binding. The record is from RefSeq and is a predicted model, not a curated record.
AUGUCAUUUUUUUUUAUAUUAUCGUGUUUGUGACUAAACACAGUUGAUUUGUGAUUGUGUCUUGCAUCGAGUCAACUUCACUUCAUACAGUACAUUUUGAAAUCUGCAAUCCUUUCUUUCUUUGAAAUCUGUUUUGCUCUUUCCCUUUCCUUUUGUGCAAUUAUGGCGGUUGAAUUUGUUGGUGGUGCUCUUCUCUCUGCUUUCCUUCAAGUCACAUUCGAAAAGCUAUCAUCUGCUGGAAUUGAAAACUACUUUCAAACAAGAAAACUCAAUGACAAGCUGCUCAAGAAACUCAACAUCACACUUCUCUCCAUCAAUGCUGUGGUGGAUGAUGCAGAACUGAAGCAGCUGAGAAAUCCAAACAUCAGAGCUUGGCUUGAUGCUGUCAAAGAUGCUGUGUUAGAUGCAGAGGAUUUCUUGGAUGAAAUUGACAUUGAACUUUCCAGAUGCAAACUCGAAGCCGAAUCUCAAUCCAGUGCUACUACUAGCAAGGUAUGGAACUUUUUCAAUGCUUCUUCAAGUUCAUUUGACAAAGAAAUUGAAUCAAAGAUGCAUGAAGUUCUUGACAACCUAGAAUUUCUUGCUAGCAAAAAGGAUAUAUUAGGUUUGAAAGCGGUUAAUAGUGGUUUUGGUGUUGGAUCUGAUAGCCAAAUAAUGCUAACAAAAAUUCCAUCAACAUCUUUGCCUGUUGAUUCUGUUAUUUAUGGUAGAGAUGAUGACAAAGAGGUUAUUUAUGAUUGGCUGACAUCUGAUGCUGAGGAUGAUAACCGUCAGCUAUCAAUAGUUUCGAUAGUUGGUAUGGGCGGGAUGGGUAAGACCACGCUUGCCCAACACUUAUACAAUGAUCCAAAAUUGGAGGGUAAAUUUGAUGUCAAAGCUUGGGUUUGUGUUUCGCAAGAAUUUGAUGUUUUCAAGGUAAUGAGAGCUAUUCUUGAGGGUGUCACUGGCUCAACUGAUGAUUGUAGAGACCUAAAUAUGGUCCAAGAGAGGUUGAAGGGAAAACUGACUGGGAAGAGAUUUCUUCUUGUUUUGGAUGACAUUUGGAACGAAAAACGUGACCAAUGGGAAGCUUUGCAGAUUCCUUUUAAUUGUGGAGCUCAUGGAAGCAAAGUUAUCGUCACUACACGCAGUCUUAAAGUUGCCUCGGUUACACAUUCGACUAGGAUACAUCAUCUAGAGGAAUUACAAGAAGAUCAUUGCUGGAAGUUGUUUUCUAAACAUGCGUUCCUAGAUGAAAAUCCUCAAAUAAAUUCCGACACUAAGGAGAUUGGUAAAAAGAUACUUAGAAAAUGCCAAGGAUUGCCUCUAGCCUUGAAAACAAUUGGAAGUCUCCUGUACACAAAGUCAUCUUUGGUGGAAUGGGAAAGUAUAUUGGCAAGUGAGAUAUGGGAAUUACCAGAAGAGGAGAGCAAUAUUAUUCCCGCUUUAAUGUUGAGCUAUCAUCACCUUCCUUCUCAUCUCAAGAGAUGUUUUGCUUAUUGUGCCUUAUUCCCUAAAAAUUAUGUGUUCGAAAAGGAGCAUUUAAUUUUAUUAUGGAUGGCUGAAAAUUUUCUUCAAUGCCCUCGACAUAGUAUGGGUGUGGAAGAAGUCGGUGAACUACACUUCAAUGAUUUAUUUUCAAGGUCAUUUUUUCAACAAUCCAGGGAAUAUGAAAUGUGUUUUAUCAUGCAUGAUCUUCUCAAUGAUUUGGCAAAAUAUGUAUCCGGAGAUUUUUGCUUCACAUUCAAAGAUGAGGAAUCAAAUAAUAUAUUGAAAACGACUCGCCAUUUCUCAUUUUUAGAAAAUGUGAAUAAAUCUCCUGAAAGGUUUGAGCCCCUGUACAAUGCUGAUAGAUUGCGCACAUAUCUCCCAUUAUGCAUGAUACCCGAUCAUUUUCCUUGGAAUGACCAGAUGUCUGACACAUUUAUUCAAGAAUUGAUCUUAAAGUUUAAGUUUUGUCGUGUCAUGUCAUUGAUAUGUUACCCCAUGGAUAAUGGGUUGCUUGACUCCAUAGGAAAUCUCAAGCAUCUCCGUUAUCUUGACCUGUCUGGUACCAACAUAAAAAAGCUACCUGAUUCAGUAUGUUCUUUAUAUACCUUGCAAACACUCAAGUUGAGGUAUUGUCAGUAUUUGGAAGAGUUGCCCAUGAAUUUACAUAAACUCACUAAUUUGCGUUAUCUUGAUUUUUGUGGAACUAAAGUGAGAAAAAUGCCAAUGCAUGUUGGAAAACUAAAGCACCUUCAAGUACUGAGUUCUUUUUAUGUGGGUAAAGAUAGUGGCUCCAAUAUUCAUCAGAUAGGCGAACUCAAUCUUCACGGAACAUUUUCAAUUUCAGAGCUUCAAAACAUUGUAAAUCCCUCUGAUGCGGUGGCAGCAAAUUUGAAAAGAAAAUUACACCUUGUGAGGUUAGAGUUAAAAUGGAAUGCAAAUAGUGAUAAUUCAGUGAAAGAAAGGGAAGUGCUUGAGAACCUACAACCUUCCAAACACUUGAAGGAGUUGUCUAUCUGGAGGUAUGGCGGUACACUGUUUCCAGAUUGGUUUGGAGUUAAUUCAUUAUCAAAUGUGGUGUCCUUAGAGUUGAGAAAAUGUGAAAAUUGUGUGUUGUUGCCUCCACUUGGAAUUUUGCCAUCUCUCAAGGAACUGCUGAUCACAGGGUUAUCAGGGAUAGUGGUGAUUGGUAGUGAAUUUUACGGGAAUGUGAGCAGCUCUUAUCCUGUUAUUCCAUUUGCAUCCUUGCAAACCUUAACCUUUAAUAACAUGAUAGGAUGGGAAGAAUGGGAUUGUAAAACUGUGACAGGUGCUUUUCCGUGUCUCCAAAAGCUUUCUAUUACAAAUUGUCCGAAUCUAAAAGGCUGUUUGCCUGAGCAACUUCCAUGUUUAAUGACACUUCAAAUUUAUAAUUGCAAACAGCUUGUGUGUUCUGUUUCAUCUGCUUCAUCCCUUCAUGAAUUACAUCUAACUGAUUGUGGAAAGCUGCAAUUUGAUUAUCAUCCAACUACUUUGAAAAUUCUCAAUAUUGGUGGACAUUGCAUUGAAGGACCGUUGCUUGAAUGGGUUGAUCACACCUUAUCACACAUCUCUCUUGAAUCAUUGGUAAUUGCGGAUUGCCCAACUAUGAACAUUCCUCUAGGUUAUUGCUACAAUUUCCUUCAAUCUUUGAACAUCAUGGGUGGCUGUGACUCUUUAAGGACCUUUCCGCUGGAUUUCUUCCCAAAACUCCAGACUCUCUUAUUGCAAAGCUGUAGUAAUCUUGAAAUGAUUUCACAUGACUCUAAGCUUGAUUGUAGUCUUACUUCUAUGUCAAUUAUUUUGUGCCCAAACUUUGUAUCAUUUCCAAAGGGAGGAUUCUCUGCACCCAAUCUGAAGCAUAUUGAUAUUUUGGAAUUAGAGAAUUUAAAUGCAUUGCCUGAAAGCAUGAACACCCUCUUCCCAUCUCUUAUUGAUCUAAGGAUAGUAAGUUGUCCACAAUUGGACUCAUUCUCUGAUGGAAUUUUGCCAUCAAGUCUAAAACGUCUGAUUCUUGCCAGAUGCUCUGAACUUUUGAUCGCCUCACUGAAAUGGGCUUUCGGAAUCGACACUUCUCUAGAAACUCUGUGUAUUCGAGAAUUGGAUGUAGAGUCUUUUCCCGAUCAAGGAGUGCUUCCCCUUUCUCUCACUUUUCUACUUAUCGGUAAUUGUCUGAAUCUCAAAAAACUGGACUACAAGGGUCUCUGCCACCUCUCUUCUCUUGUAGAAUUGCAUUUGUCUGAUUGCCCCAAUCUCAAAUGCUUACCGGUGGAGGGUCUGCCUAAAUCUAUUUCAACUCUACAAAUUAGUGGUUAUUGUCCGUCGCUAAGACAGCAAUGUAAGAAACCUAAUGGUGAAGAUUGGGGAAAGAUUUCUCACAUUCAAAGAAUCAUAGUCGAUGGCAUCAUAAACUACAACUUUUAAAUGAUGCAUGCCUCAAUUCUCAUACUAUCCAAUUUUUUACCGAGUUUCAGUUUACAGGGCUUUGAUAAGAAGGUUAUGCAAGAUAGAAAGGAGAUUGAAUGUGCUGAAAAGUUGUUAUAUCAUGUGGAAGGGUAUUUCAAGUGAUACUUGUGUUGCUUUUGCUUACUGGAAACCAGGGAACACAAAUGCUUCCUUAAAUAUGUUUGAAGAUAUGGCGAGGAUGAGGUUGAUGAUCGCUUCCAAAAUCUAUAGAUGCUUUAGUGCUCUUGAUGCUAGCAAAAACAAGGUUUCACAUAUGUUCAAGAAAUUAUUAUUAUGUAUAAAAUACAACAAAUGCUUAUUGGAAAGUAGUUUUUUUUCUUGUACUUGUAGCCUUGUAGGCAAUUUAUAGCUUCUGGUUAUCACAGGGCGAGUUUCUUUCUA